Messenger RNA from Puma concolor (puma), 2916 nucleotides. It is a transcript of the gene PIWIL2, whose product is annotated as piwi like RNA-mediated gene silencing 2. NCBI's taxonomy places the organism in Eukaryota, Metazoa, Chordata, Mammalia, Carnivora, Felidae. Gene Ontology annotation, molecular function: protein binding; RNA binding. The record is from RefSeq and is a predicted model, not a curated record.
AUGGAUCCUGUCCAACCACCCUUCAGGGGCUCUUCUGUGAACCCAUCUCAGUGUGUACGGAUGCCUGGCUCUUGGCCACAAGCUCCUAAACCUUUGGACUCAGCGCUGGGCAGGGCAGGAUCUACAGGCAGAGGCCAUGUAUUUGGGAAGCCAGGGGAACCAAGCCCACGGAGUGGGCCAGCACAAAGGGAAUGUGUGGAUUUGGUCUCCAUGUUCCGAGGACUGGGCCUUAAAACAGUGUCUCGGACCCCUCUGAAACGGGAAAUGCCUCCAUUAGGUAGAGGCAUUUUAGGUCGAGGCUUGUCUACCAGUAUGGUACGCAAGGACAAAGAAGAACCCCAUCCCACUUUUCCGGAUCCUUCAGUGCUGGCAGCUGGGGAUAACAAGAUGGCAGAGGCCUGUGUUGGUUGGAAUAGAAUGCUUGGAAGAGGGAAUUCGGAUAUGUCUUUAUUCCCUUUGGGAAGAGCAGCUGGUGGUAUAGGCAGAGGAGUAUACAAGGCUCCUGCUACUCUCAGCUUGACUUCUCGGGAUCCUGCCCAGCUGUCAUCACCACCACCUCUGCCCCCAUCCUCACCACACUCUCUGGAUCACCCUCUACUUGGGACUGUAGAACACAAGGGAAAAGAGCUUUUUGUGAAGCAAGGAUCAAAAGGUACACCUCAAUCUUUGGGAUUGAAUCUUAUCAAAAUACAGUGUCAUAAUGAAGCAGUCUAUCAAUAUCAUGUGACUUUCAGCCCCAAUGUGGAGUGCAAAAGCAUGAGGUUUGGCAUGCUGAAGGACCAUCAAGCUGUCACCGGCAACGUUACUGCUUUUGAUGGAUCCAUUCUCUAUCUGCCUGUUAAACUUCAGAAACAAGUCCUUGAGUUAAAAAGUCAAAGGAAAACUGAUGAUGCAGAGAUCAGCAUUAAGAUUCAAUUGACAAAGAUCCUGGAGCCCUGUUCUGACUUGUGCAUUCCCUUCUACAAUGUUGUUUUCCGUCGGGUAAUGAAACUUCUAGAUAUGAAGCUUGUAGGGAGAAACUUUUAUGACCCUACAAGUGCUAUGGUUCUACAGCAGCACAGGUUGCAGAUCUGGCCGGGCUAUGCAGCUAGUAUCCGAAGAACAGAUGGAGGUCUUUUUCUGCUAGCUGAUGUCUCCCAUAAGGUCAUUCGGAAUGAUUCAGUGCUGGAUGUAAUGCAUGCCAUGUAUCAGCAGAACAAAGAAAACUUCCAGGAUGAGUGCACUAAGCUUCUGGUUGGCAAUAUUGUUAUAACCCGAUACAACAAUCGUACCUAUCGCAUUGAUGAUGUGGAUUGGAAUAAGACACCAAAAGAUAGCUUCACAAUGUCUGAUGGGAAGGAGAUCACAUUCUUGGAAUACUACAGCAAAAACUAUGGGAUCACAAUUAAGGAAGAGGACCAGCCACUGCUGAUCCACAGGCCCAGUGAGAGACAGAAUAACCAAGGGAUGCUGCUGAAAGGCGAAAUCCUGCUGCUGCCUGAGCUUUCAUUCAUGACUGGAAUCCCUGAGAAGAUGAAGAAGGACUUCAGAGCCAUGAAGGAUUUAACCCAGCAGAUCAACCUGAGCCCCAAACAGCACCAUAAUGCUUUGGAAUGCUUGCUGCAGAGAAUUUCGAAGAAUGAGACAGCUAGCAAUGAAUUGGCGCGCUGGGGACUCUGUCUCCAGAAGGAUGUACAUAAGAUUGAAGGACGUGUUCUGCCAAUGGAAAGAAUUAACUUAAGAAAUACUUCAUUUAUCACAUCUCAGGAACUAAACUGGAUUAAGGAAGUAACCAGAGACCUUUCCAUCUUGACUGUCCCCAUGCAUUUCUGGGCACUGUUUUACCCAAAGAGAGCAAUGGAUCAGGCCCGAGAACUGGUUAAUAUGUUGGAAAAGAUAGCUGGCCCCAUUGGUAUGCGCCUGAGCCCACCAGCCUGGGUUGAACUAAAGGAUGAUCGAAUUGAGACCUAUGUCAGAAGCAUUCAAUCCAUGCUAGGAGUUGAGAGGAAGAUACAGAUGGUUGUUUGCAUCAUCAUGGGAACACGUGACGAUCUCUAUGGGGCUAUUAAAAAGCUGUGCUGUGUGCAGGCUCCUGUGCCCUCACAGGUCAUCAAUGUUCGAACCAUUGGUCAGCCAACCAGGCUUCGGAGUGUGGCCCAGAAAAUUUUACUUCAGAUUAAUUGUAAAUUGGGUGGUGAGCUCUGGGGAGUGGAUAUUCCUCUGAAACAAUUAAUGGUGAUUGGGAUGGAUGUUUACCAUGACCCCAACCGAGGCAUGCGCUCCGUGGUUGGCUUUGUUGCAAGCAUCAAUCUCACACUCACAAAAUGGUAUUCACGAGUGGUGUUCCAGAUGCCUCAUCAGGAGAUUGUGGAUAGCCUGAAGCUAUGCCUGGUGGGUUCCUUAAAAAAGUUUUAUGAGGUGAACCACUGUCUCCCAGAGAAGAUUGUGGUAUACCGUGACGGAGUGUCUGAUGGCCAACUAAAGACAGUUGCCAACUAUGAGAUUCCUCAGCUACAGAAGUGUUUUGAAGCUUUUGAGAAUUAUCAGCCCAAGAUGGUAGUAUUUGUAGUUCAGAAGAAAAUCAGUACCAAUUUGUACCUGGCUGCUACCGAGCACUUUGUGACUCCCUCCCCUGGGACUGUGGUAGAUCAUACCAUAACAAGCUGUGAGUGGGUGGACUUCUACCUUCUUGCCCAUCACGUACGGCAGGGUUGUGGCAUUCCUACCCAUUAUGUCUGUGUUCUCAACACUGCAAACCUGAGUCCUGAUCACAUGCAGAGGUUGACUUUCAAGCUGUGCCACAUGUACUGGAACUGGCCUGGCACCAUCAGAGUCCCAGCUCCCUGCAAGUAUGCCCACAAGCUAGCUUUUCUGUCAGGACAGAUCUUGCAUCAUGAACCAGCCAUCCAGCUGUGCGAAAACCUGUUCUUCCUGUGA